Messenger RNA from Juglans regia (Persian walnut), 971 nucleotides. RefSeq names its product squamosa promoter-binding-like protein 3. Lineage: Eukaryota; Viridiplantae; Streptophyta; Magnoliopsida; Fagales; Juglandaceae. The record is from RefSeq and is a predicted model, not a curated record. Gene Ontology annotation, molecular function: DNA binding. The transcript is spliced from 2 exons. Gene Ontology annotation, cellular component: nucleus. Bases 105 to 728 code for a protein of 207 amino acids.
CUCCACCUUUUCCAACUUUCCCUUACACUUUCGUCCCCUACAUUACCCCCAAGUUCCACCCCUUUGCUCCAACCACCACCUCCUUGACAGCAUUCGGCUCAUCAAUGGAGGCUAAGAGCUUUGAAGGCAAGCGAACUUUCAAAGAGAAGGUGAACAGGCCGGAUGCCAUAGUCGAGGAUCAAGAUGUGGAUGAUGACUUGGAUGAAGAAGAGGGCGGUGUUGAAAUGAUAAGCUUUGUGGAUAAUGAUCAGAUCAGAAAGAAAGCAGGCGUUAAUGUUGCUGUCUCUGCAGGGAAAAGAACAGGAUCUGGUGCUGGUGGGGUGUCACCGCCAUGUUGCCAGGCAGAGAAGUGUGGUGUUGAUUUGACUGAAGCAAAGCGGUAUCAUCGCCGUCAUAGGGUCUGUGAGUUUCAUUCGAAGGCGCCCACUGUGAUUGUCGCCGGACAGCGGCAGCGGUUUUGUCAGCAAUGUAGCAGGUUCCAUGAGGUAUCGGAGUUUGAUGAAGCAAAAAGAAGUUGCCGCAGACGCUUGGCCGGACAUAAUGAGCGGCGCCGGAAGGGCUCAGCAGAUCAAUCUGGUGGAGAAGCUGGCUCGAGCCGCAAAGGGGUUGGUCAACAGUCUAAGGAGAUCAAUCAGAUUAUUAGGCAAACUGAUGAUAAUCAAAGAGGAAGGAUUCAGGUUGCAGUUCCAGCAGGGAAUUCCAGCUACAAGCAUCUCCAGAUUAGAUAAAAGAUUAAAUGCUUAAUUUCUGGCAUGCUCUCUCUCUUCUGUCAGCCUGAUGAUCAUAUACAUAUAGUUUUCUAUGCCGUGUACUGAGAAAUAGUGUUUGUGUCGUGUUGAGAUAGACCAUUAUCUUUGUAACCACAAACCUUGGGUACGAAGUUGCCUUAUGUUCUACUUUAUGAGCUUGUAUUCGAUCUGCAAACUAAUUGAUGCCAUAUAUAUGAGCACUACUGGUAUGUUCAAUGGAAA